GGCUGCUGGAGGGAGGGAUGGAGGAGAAGGGAGGGGGGAGCGGAGCCGGAGCCCAUAGAAGACGGCGGCGGCGCUGCAGAGCAGCUGGGGCGGCGGCACGGCCCCGGGUGCUACCCCCAGCGCCCGCCCAGCGCCUGUGAGGGCCCUGGCCCCGGCCCCCCGGAGUCAUGGGCUGCAUCGGCUCCAGGACUGUGGGGAAUGAGGUGAUUGCAGUGGAUUGGAAAGGUCUGAAGGAUGUUGACCAAAUCAACAUGGACAGCACCAGCUCCCUGCAUGGGAGUAGCAUCCACCGGCCAUCCACUGAGCAAACUCGAACAGAUUUCUCCUGGGAUGGCAUCAAUCUUUCCAUGGAGGACACAACCUCCAUCCUUCCCAAGCUUAAGCGGAACUCCAAUGCCUAUGGUAUUGGGGCCUUGGCCAAGUCGUCUUUCUCAGGGAUCUCACGGAGCAUGAAGGACCACGUUACAAAGCCUACAGCCAUGGGGCAAGGUCGAGUGGCCCACAUGAUUGAGUGGCAGGGCUGGGGGAAGGCUCCAGCUGCUCAACCACAGCACAGUCAUGAGUCUGUCCGAAGGGAUACAGAUGCCUACUCUGACCUCAGUGAUGGCGAGAAGGAGGCUCGAUUCCUUGCAGGGGUCAUGGAACAGUUUGCUAUCUCUGAGGCCACACUCAUGGCUUGGUCUUCCAUGGAUGGUGAAGAUAUGAGUGUUAAUUCCACCCAGGAGCCAUUGGGCUGCAACUACAGCGAUAACUACCAGGAGCUGAUGGAAAGUCAGGAUGCCCUAGCCCAGGCCCCAUUGGAUGGAUGGCCACAUUCCUAUGUAUCUCAAGGCAUGUACUGCUUGGGUUCUUCAGAUGCCUGGGAGGCAAGUGACCAGUCUCUCAUAGCCUCUCCAGCCACUGGUUCCUACUUUGGUCCAGCCUUUGAUGACUCCCAGCCCAGUCUGCAUGAAGUAGGGCCUUCCCAACCUCCACCUGGGCACUUAGCCCAGGGGUCCCAACCCUUACUGGGAGGAGACCCUGACUGGGCUCCAGGCAUGGGUGGAAUGGACCCAGCAAGGGAUGUGCCUGAGAAGAGACAAAUGCCUGCUGAGGAGGAGGAAGAUGCAGGAUGCCGGGAUCUGGAAUCAUUGUCCCCACGAGAAGAGCCUGAGGCAUCUGCUAUCCUCAGUCGGAAAGUAUCAGAUGUUACUUCCUCAGGGGUACAGUCUUUUGAUGAGGAGGAGGGAGAGGCCAACAAUUAGUUCCCUCCCAUCCGUGUGCUCCUGCCCUCCCCCUCCUCAAUUUUACCAGAGGGGCAUGGCUACAUCAAACAUCCUGAGGGCAAAGGGGAACAGCACAGCCAAGGCAGGGUCAUAGGGCAGUGAGGGACCCAGGAGUUCCCAAUGACCCCAGCAAUGGAGGGCAUCAGGAAAGAAAUUAUCCCUGCUUAAGAUCCAGAGACUAUUGGGCUGAUAAUUGAGACAGAGACACAGCUGUGUGGAUAUGGAACCUUGAGCAGACAAUGUCAAGGCUGUGACUGUGGUACAUGGGGCCUGCAAAUACUGAUCUAUACUGUAGAUGAAGCCUGUGGCAAUGGAGAUGGAGAUGUCUGUGGAUGUUAGAGAUUGGAUAAUGAAUAGAGAGCCUAUGGAUACAGAUUGGACCUUAAUUCUUCAUUCCCUUUAAUUUAGUCUUCCAGGCCUGAGCUCUUGGCAGCCUAGAUACCUCCUUGCCACCCUCCCAGUAUGGCUUAUUCUUCAGACUGUUCAUUGUGGCCAUGGUACCAGCUUAUUCCUACCCUAGGGAACAGAUCACCUGGGCACUUGGCCAUGGCUGUAAUGGAUGCCACUUCAAGGGGCCCACUUUCAAAGUGGGUGCAGAAGCUACCUAGAAAGGAGAGUUCCCAUCUUGCUAAUGGUUAUGUAGCUCUCUCCUUGGAAGAAACUUGCAAUGCCAGGACGAAGAAGCUGCCUUCAGGCAGAGGUUGAGGAUCAAUAAUGUGUUUGCCAGGAUCCUUGGACAUGUCCAGGUGUGAUUCAUCCAGGUAAAAAGGACAUCAUUGCGCAGGUCAAGAACUUGUCCCGAGAUAGCAGUAUCACCUGCUGGAUCUGGCUUUGCAUCUGGGAUAUAGAACAUGCUUUGGUCAGAGAGGUGAUUCCAAGGCUCUAAGGGCUGCCCUAGCUGGGUGGGUGGCUGUGGCAUUGAUUGGCCUUUGGUGUCAGCCUUCUCUUCUUCCUUUCCCAUCCCCCUUCCCCCUCGGCUUCUGCCUAGGGAGUCUGCCCUUGGGCAGAGAUGUGGGACAUAGCCUCAGUAUAUUGAUUCAGGUGCCCUGGCAAGGGGGCUGAGCUUUGGGGCUGUGUACUCCGUCCAUUCCCCUCUCUUCUCUGGAGCUGUUUACACUUUUCUCUUUGCCUUUUCUACAUUUUUAUAUCUUCUUGGGGACUCAGGGAUGAGCGAGAUGGUGGGGCUCGGGGGGACCUAGUAUCUAGACCGGAGUUGGGUCAUUUGCUGGGAAUGGAGGCAGUACAGCCACUUGGCAAUUCUGCUCCUUCAUCUAGAACCCCACAGAGUGCUAUUUAUAUGGCUUAACCCUUCGCACUCCAGACUGACAGGCGGUGGAUCAAGUAUCUCCCAUCAUGGGCGGGGGACUUGUGGUGUGGCACACACUCCAGAAAUCAUCAUUCUCUUACAUCCCCAGAGUGUUUAGGUUGCUCUGGGACCCCUUGGGUCUACUGUGGGACCAAUCUGAGUCUAGGAGCCCAGGGCUUUGAUAGGGUGUUAAGAGACCUAAAGGGGAGGAGUGGAAAAUGAGGCAGCUACUAGGGGACUGGACAGGUGAUAAAACUGGACUCUGCCCUCCUAUAUCUCCCUUCUUCUGUAGGGACAAAUUCCUCUAUACCUCCAGUGUGCCACUCAUUAUGUAAAUUCUUGGCAAACGGAGGCACCCUGGAAAGAAGGAAAGUCUAAGGAAUCAAUUCAGGUGCCAUAUCUCCAUCCUCCCCUCUCCCUCUGCUCCCCACGGACCAGCCUUUAUGGCAGUGCUCCUGGGUGUGUUAUGUGGCUUGCUACUUUUGGGGAGAUGCUCUUUCCAGUUGUCCUAGGCCCGGUCUAGAACAGAGAUGGCCCAUGAGGUCCUUCUGACUGUCCUCUGGAAUCAGGGGGCUUGGGAUGGUUGUCUCCCUGUUCUGUAACUACCCCCUUCCACCAAGCACAUGGUAGAUCUGAUCUAGCUGUCUCCUCUGGGGUUGGAUGGUUUGGAGAAGAAAGGGAGACAAUUACUCUAAUAACAAAUCUUGGGGGGCAUGCAGGAGUGGGUUUAGCCAUCAGAUUUACCUGUAUGACAAUUCCUGGAAAACCAAAAGGUAUUUGAGCGUCAGUGAUCAGACUCACUGAGGCAUCAACAGGAGGAGUACAUUUCCAGGUGCUUCAGUGUACCGUGUACCUCCUCUCCCACCUUAGCCUCCCCUGCUGUUACUCUCCUAAAAACUAGUCUUCCAUCCCUCCUCUCCAGCCAGGAUCCAGUGUUUCUCCUUGCCCAGCUUAUCUUCGAGAAAUAUAUCAUUCCCUUUUUGUUCUAGACCAAGUCUACAUCUCUGUCCCUGAGCCCAUUAUGGAUAUAUGAUCCUUUGGGUCCCCUAGGGAGGGAGAGGCCCACUCUACCACUCUACGUGAAGUCCGUUUCCUGCAGUUCCUUUCUAGUAGAGGCCAUUGGGAAGGGAAUCAAGAGGCUGAAGGCUCAAGCCUUCCUUUUGGCGAAACCAUGCA
Molecule: messenger RNA, 3747 nt
Organism: Phascolarctos cinereus (koala)
Lineage: Eukaryota; Metazoa; Chordata; Mammalia; Diprotodontia; Phascolarctidae
Gene: FAM131B
Product: family with sequence similarity 131 member B
Source: RefSeq, a predicted model, not a curated record